Messenger RNA from Corylus avellana, 864 nucleotides. Lineage: Eukaryota; Viridiplantae; Streptophyta; Magnoliopsida; Fagales; Betulaceae. The record is from RefSeq and is a predicted model, not a curated record.
UGGGAAGAAAGAUAUAAAUAGAACCAUGAUAUUCAACAGCCCAACCACCUCUAGAAAACAAGCCUACACAGCAACACAGCCAUGAUGAAGAUUAAUCCAUCAGCUUCACCCUUGUACAUGCUAUCUUGCCUGGUGAUGUUAUUGCUUCUCCCUUUGCCUUCCCUCUUGGCUGCUGACCCUGACCCAUUACAGGACUUCUGCGUUGCUGAUUUGAGUGCCUCUACAUCAGUUAAUGGCUUUCUUUGCAAACCUGCAUCAAAUGUAAGUUCAGAUGAUUUUUUCUUUGAUGGACUGAGCAAAGAGGGAAACACAACAAACGUCUUUGGCUCAAGAGUCACCGCUGCUAAUGUCCUUUCAUUUCCUGGGCUUAACACUCUUGGGAGUUCAAUCAACCGAGUGGACUUUGCCCCUGGAGGAAUUAAUCCACCACACUCUCAUCCUCGUGCAAGUGAGACUGGUGUGGUCAUUUCAGGGCAGCUGCUUGUGGGAUUUGUGACAACUGGGAAUGUGUAUUUCUCAAAAGUUAUUAGUGCUGGGCAGAUCUUUGUGAUUCCUAGGGGACUCGUGCACUUCCAAAAGAAUGUUGGACAAGAGAAGGCCCUUGCCUUCACCUCUUUCAACAGUCAAUUACCAGGGGCUGAUGUCCUCCCAUUGAAUCUCUUUGCUUCAACACCACCGAUUCCAAACGACGUGUUGACAAAGGCCUUCCAAGUAGGAGACGAUGUUGUCAAUUCCAUAAAGUCCAAGUUCGGUUCUUAAGCUGAUGCCUUCCAGGCAAAUUGGCAAAUAGGCAAAUAUCAUGCCGAAUGUAUUCUAAUAUGAAGAUUGUGUAAUAAAGCUUUUGAUAAAGCCUGCUUCCAUCUU